UCAUGUGACGGCCCGGUCUCGUGACCUAAUGCGGAAGUGACAACACAACACCAGGAAGCUUUUCGUGUUGAUAUUCUUGGCCGUAUUAUCCGAUCUUUUUUAUCAUUAUCUUGUUAUCUAUCCAAACAACAAUGGACGGACCAAUCAGGGCGUCAUCGGACAUCGCAGGCGGACCGCCACCUAAUUUCAGAACGAAUGAAGGCUCAUUAGUUUCAGCCCUAAAGACACUGUUGUUCUUCACCAUCUUAAUGGUCACACUGCCGAUUGGUUUGUACUUCGCUUCAAAGGCUUACAUCUUUGAAGGCUCAAUGAAGAUGUCAAGCUCUGAUAGCUACUUCUACGCCGCCAUCGUCGCUGUGCUGGCAGUGCACGUGGUCCUGGCCUUGUUUGUUUAUGUGGCCUGGAAUGAAGGCACGCCCAAAGGGAAGGGGAAACACGAUUAAGUGCAAGUCCAUGUCUGCAGUAAGACCAGAACAGAUGCACAGACCUUGGGAAAAGAUGCUCUUCGCCCACACCAUCACCGCUACCACCAAACUGGCUCAGCACUUCACACAGUCAGGGAUUUGGUGUUUGUUGGGCUCGAACCCGAGGUUAUGGCUAUCAAAGGCCACUGGAUAGCAUCAGUCAUUUCUGACUUCUUCACUUCAGAAAGCCGCUCUUGUCAGGAAGUGCUGAAAGUCCGUGUACAAUAAUGUAGCAAAACAUCUUCCCUUUCAUUUAUGUAUAUGAAGGAUAUUAUUAUAUUACAUUUGCAACAGUUGGGCCAUCAGAAUUGCAAGUUUUUUACACAAUAGUGUUCAAAAUUAAAACAAAAAAGCAGGAUAUCGUCGUUCUCGUAUCAUAAUAUCACAACUUUUUUUUCUCAGUUUUGUGCUUGAAUGGUGCUGUGACUAUUAGAAGUAGGAAAUAAUUGUGAAGUUGGAUCAUGUUUUUUUUGUACAGAUAUUUGCUGAUGUAGAAUUGCUGUGAGGCAAAAUGGCCUCUUGGAAUAAACUUGAAAAAAAUGCAACCCCCUCAAACUGAUCCAUUGUUUGUGAUAAAAAUUUCAUUGCCGAAAGUCCACUUUGA
This is a messenger RNA of Doryrhamphus excisus (bluestripe pipefish), 1068 nucleotides long. It is a transcript of the gene vma21, whose product is annotated as vacuolar ATPase assembly factor VMA21. The record is from RefSeq and is a predicted model, not a curated record. Lineage: Eukaryota; Metazoa; Chordata; Actinopteri; Syngnathiformes; Syngnathidae. Gene Ontology annotation, cellular component: endoplasmic reticulum membrane. Gene Ontology annotation, biological process: vacuolar proton-transporting V-type ATPase complex assembly.